Neolamprologus brichardi is the source of this 5132-nucleotide messenger RNA. Lineage: Eukaryota; Metazoa; Chordata; Actinopteri; Cichliformes; Cichlidae. The record is from RefSeq and is a predicted model, not a curated record.
ACUUCAGAGGCGUUUCUUACCCAGUUCUUAGGAAAACGACAAAGGCUGCCACUUACCGCAACUAUCAGCUGGGCCGGGCACUUCUGUACAUCAGCUGGCAGAAACCGCUAACCGCUCGCAGGGCAGGUGAAAUGGACUAUCCUUCGGAACAAAUGAAGCCCCUGUUGAGAGCAGUUCUGCAGGCUGAUCUGCAAAACUGGCUGAUGGAUGAGGAGUUCUUCUCCUUAGGGAUCAGAAUACCUCCUGCUUUUCGCCAAGCCUUUGGAAUCACUCCUUUCUGCCACACUACCUUCACCAGUUUCCACAGGCGGUCUUAUGUCCAUUUGGUGUUCAGGUGCCUGGAUAGGCGGCAUAUCACUUGGAAUGGUAACUGGCUCAUGCCUCCGAUCCUCAGAGGUCUAGAUGAGGAGGCGAUUGUUGACCACGGAAAGACGAGCUUCGCCACUCUCUCAAACUAUGAGAAAGACGAUUUUGAAAGCCACAGAGCAGUGUACGUGGGUGUCCAUGUUCCUCUUGGGAGGGAGAGUAAGCGGAGGCAUCGCCACAGAGGACACAAGCAAAGAAAGAAGAAGAAUAGAGAUUCCGAGGAGGGGAAGGAAGACGGCAGGGAUUCUCCUACUUAUGACACGCCAUCCCAGAGGGUACAGUUCAUCUUGGGUACGGAGGAUGAUGACCUGGAGCACGUCCCUCACGACCUCUUCACCGAAAUGGAUGAGCUGUCCUUUAGAGAUGGCACUGCCACUGAGUGGAGAGAGACUGCCAGAUGGCUGAAGUUUGAAGAGGAUGUGGAAGAUGGUGGGGAGAGGUGGAGUAAGCCUUACGUGGCCACAUUGUCCUUACACAGCUUAUUUGAACUGCGUAGCUGCAUACUUAACGGCACAGUUUUGCUGGAUAUGAGGGCCAGUAGUAUCGAGGAAAUCGCAGACAUGGUGAUAGACAGCAUGGUGGCGUCAGGGCAGCUGAAGGAGGAUUUGCGUGACAAGGUGCGGGAAGCAAUGCUGAAGAAACACCAUCAUCAGAAUGAGAGAAAGCUCAGCAAUCGCAUCCCACUUGUGCGCUCCAUUGCUGACAUAGGCAAGAAACAUUCUGACCCACUCUUGCUUGAGAAGAACGGAGAGGGCCUGUCCUCUUCACGUCUUUCUCUCCACAAGCCAGGGACAGCAUCCUCUGUAUCCAACCUGUCCCAGAGACGAGAGUCCAGAGUCUCCGUUCUGCUCAACCACCUGCUGCCCUCUUCUUCUUCCAACACUGGGCUUUCCCCAGGUCCUUCUCCCUUUACCACCCCUCAGGCUUUACGCCGUUCUCAGAGCCCAUCACACAGACAGGGCGUAGUCCUCGGCCCACAAGGCAUCCCUGAGGUUGUGGUAUCUCCUCCAGAGGAUGAGGACCCACCAGAAGAAGAGGCGGUAUCACCACAGCUCAGCCGGCGAGCAUCCUCAGCAUCCCAGAGCGUUGAGCUGCUGCCCUUAGAAGGACCACUGGUGUCUCAGAACUCCGUCCCAAACAAUCUGGAUAGCAACAAGGCAAUGGAUAGGCGGCCAUCCAAAGUAGGGGUGGACAUGAAUUUCAUGAAAAAGAUUCCCCCGGGUGCUGAGGCUUCCAAUGUGCUAGUGGGAGAAGUGGACUUCCUGGAGAAGCCCAUAAUUGCAUUUGUUCGACUGUCACCUGCAGUCCUUAUCACAGGCCUUACUGAGGUGCCUGUGCCCACAAGGUUUCUUUUCCUGCUUUUGGGUCCUCAUGGUAAAGGACCACAGUACCAUGAAAUUGGCAGAUCCAUGGCCACGCUAAUGACAGACGAGAUUUUCCACGACGUUGCAUACAAGGCCAAAGACCGAACUGAUCUACUCUCUGGGAUAGAUGAGUUCCUUGAUCAGGUGACUGUCCUUCCUCCUGGAGAGUGGGAUCCCACAAUUCGAAUUGAGCCACCCAAGAAUGUCCCAUCUCAGAUAAAGAGGAAAACACCACUGCAGCCCAAUGGCAGUACACCUCCAGCUGGAGAACUGGAAAAAGAGGAGGACCAUCAUGCAGGGCCUGAGCUGCAGAGGACUGGGAGAAUUUUCGGAGGUCUGGUCCUGGAUGUCAAGCGGAAAGCGCCCUUUUACUGGAGCGACAUCAGGGAUGCUCUCAGUCUACAGUGUCUCGCUUCUGUCCUUUUCCUUUACUGCGCCUGCAUGUCUCCUGUCAUCACAUUCGGGGGUCUGCUUGGGGAGGCGACAAAAGGCAACAUAAGCGCCAUCGAGUCUCUAUUUGGGGCAUCACUGACAGGAGUAGCAUACUCCCUCUUUGCAGGCCAGCCCCUCACUAUUCUUGGCAGCACGGGGCCUGUUUUAGUAUUUGAGAAGAUCCUCUUUAAGUUCUGCAAGGACUAUAGCUUGUCCUACCUGUCUCUACGGACCAGCAUUGGUCUGUGGACUGCCUUCCUGUGUAUCAUCCUCGUGGCCACAGAUGCAAGCUCUCUGGUUUGCUACAUUACCCGCUUCACAGAGGAGGCCUUUGCAGCAUUGAUCUGCAUCAUCUUCAUCUACGAAGCUCUAGAGAAACUCUUUCAUCUGGGAGAAUUGUACCCUGUCAACAUGCAUAACAGCUUGGACAACCUUACUCUGUAUUCGUGUCAGUGUUCUCCACCAGCAAAUGCUACAGAUGAGGUCAUGCAGAAGUGGAACCAGUCCGGAUAUAGUCCAGACUCUAUCGAAUGGAGCAGCCUCAGUGUUUCAACGUGCAAAUUGCUCCAUGGAGACUUUGUGGGUCCUGCCUGUGGUCACCAUGGGCCGUAUAUCCCAGAUGUUCUCUUUUGGUCUGUUAUCCUCUUCUUCACAACCUUCUUUUUGUCAUCAUUCCUCAAGCAGUUUAAAACAGAAAGAUACUUCCCCACCAGGGUGAGAUGUUGGUUAAGCAGCUUCGCUUCUUUCAACACAUUACAAGUAAUGUGUAAGAUAAAUAUUCUCAGUUAGUUCAUACCUUAUAUACUUAAUGUGGCUUGCACUUUUGCCCAGCCAACUUCAAAGAACAGAGGCUGGCUAAUGGAUCCGUUAGGAGAAAACCCUUGGUGGACACUGCUGGUGGCAGUACUUCCUGCCAUGCUCUGCACCAUCCUCAUUUUUAUGGAUCAGCAGAUCACAGCAGUCAUCAUCAACCGCAAAGAGCACAAGCUGAAGAAAGGAUGUGGCUAUCACCUGGACUUGCUCCUCGUGGCAAUAAUGCUGGGCGUGUGCUCCAUUAUGGGCUUGCCGUGGUUUGUGGCUGCAACCGUCCUCUCCAUUUCCCACGUUAACAGCCUGAAGGUGGAGUCUGGCUGCUCCGCACCGGGAGAACAGCCCAAGUUUUUGGGAAUCCGGGAACAGCGAGUCACGGGAUUUAUGAUCUUUGUCCUGAUGGGUUGUUCUGUCUUCAUGACAUCAGUGCUCAAGUUUAUUCCAAUGCCGGUUCUGUACGGAGUCUUUCUCUACAUGGGUGUCUCUUCCCUCAAAGGCAUUCAAUUCUUUGACAGAAUCAAACUGUUUGGCAUGCCUGCAAAGCACCAGCCUGACCUGAUCUACCUGCGCUAUGUGCCACUGUGGAAGGUCCAUAUCUUCACCCUGAUACAGCUCAGCUGUUUGGUGCUGCUCUGGGUAAUCAAGGUGUCUGCAGCAGCUGUUGUAUUCCCCAUGAUGGUUCUGGCGCUGGUCUUUAUCCGAAAGCUUCUAGACUUUUUCUUUACCAAGAGAGAGCUGAGCUGGCUCGAUGACUUGAUGCCAGAAAGCAAAAAGAAGACUGAGGAUGAUAAGAAAAAGAAAGCGCGUGAAAAGCUGGAUGAAGAGUCCGGACUGGAGGAAGAAGAGGAGAUGGGGAUUAAGGACACUUAUGAAGACUCAAACCGGCUCAAGAUCCCAGUGAAGGAACUCUCAGGGAGAUCAUACAGAAUAGAAGUAGUGACCCACAGCGUCCCAUUUUCUGACACUGACCCCUUGGUUGUAAAUAUCUCUGAUGAGAUGGCCAAAACCGCAGUGUGGAAAGCAGUGAACUCGAGUGCAGAGUCUUGUGUCCAACCUGUGAAGCUUAGCGGAAGCCAGGAAAAGGUGGCCUGCGUUAGAGUCGACGUCAGCCCAGACACACCUGGAAGAGACUCCACUACCGAGACGUUCCUGUAAUAAAUUGUGCAGACCUCCUUUUGUCCUCAAUACCUUCUCCUUCACAACACUUUUACCACACCGAUGGACGCAAUCUUAGAAGGAAAGGGGACACACUGAACUGGAGCAGCACAACCUCUCUGCAGAGCUCCUUCAGGGUAGCAGAUGAGCUCCCUUAAGGAUGCGAGUCCUUCUUCAACACACGUCUUGAAGUCCGUCAUGUACAGAAUGUGUACGAAUGGUUGCCAAGAUGUACUUUAAAGGAUAAAACUCCAAGAAACAAAGGAAUUCUGCUGUAACUGCCCACCGAUGUUCACUGUUCAGAAAUUCUCUCUGUCUAGCAGCCAUUUAUUACUCAUUUGAAGCACAGACACCAAAGGAAGGGGCCUCACUGGUGGGGGUGUUCAACUGUGUGAAUUUUACUUUUAAACCAUCAAAACUUUUAUUUAUAUUUAUAUUUUACUUUUGUUAUUUUAGCUGUUCAUUUUACUCUACUUGUUCUUUCUUGUUAGCAUUCUCCGUUUCUAUAUAUUUAAGGUGGAACUGAGACCUUUCACUAAAGUACACCAGCUUUGAAACCUUUUUGAUUAAAGCCAUUCAGGUACUGUCAGCACCAGAUAAUUCUAUUUUAUAUUUGGUCUGACACAAUAAAUGACACAAACCAAAACAGACAGAGGUCCAUUCAGAUACUACUACUACUACUACUGCACCACACUAAUAUUACUGCAUACAUCUUUGUCAGAUUUGCUCAUGAAUAAUCUCUCCUGUCUCUAGGGGAACACUCAGUAUUGAUACUGCUGCUCAAAAUUAGUUUUUACUGUAAAGCCUCACUGUUCAUAGUGUAUGUAAUCUUACUGAAAUAUUACGCGUAUGUGUACUGUGUUCUUUUCGUUUGUAAUAUUGUAGAAAUCUACUUCAGAGGCCAUACGAAGUCUGUACUGUAUAGUAAGCACUUUGCCAGUAUAGUUUCUUACCUAAGAUGAAUUAUGGUGUGUUAAUAAAAAGGUUACUCCUCCUCCCUCUGUA